UACAUUUCGUCUUUACAUUAGCCACAUAAAAUUCUACGGUAAGAAAAAGCACGGCGAUUUAUAUGCACGUCGUUUCUGUUUCAGAUCGGUGGAUCAUCAUGCUUACCUUCCAAUUCACUUACAUGAUCGUUCUCCUGGCCGCGGUCUUCCUGAUCGACAAGUGUCACGCGCAUUCCGCGAUCGCACAGCGGCACGAGCCGAGACCGCUGUGCGUGGGCUGUGGCGACAAAUGCGAGCAAUGCGAGUUCGGUUACACAACGUCGACUCUCUGCGGUAUCUCGGAAUGCCGAAGGGGCCCCGGACAAAUUUGUGGUGGUCCAAGUGAUUCUUGGGGAGUCUGCGGCGACGGAUUGAUCUGCAGUUGCAAUCGUUGUACCGGCUGCAGCGUGGACAACCUCACGUGCUUCGCGAACACUUGUUUGCCCCAUCAGAGCCUGGAGACGCGGAGCUAUCCCGAUAUCUUCGACAACUUCCCCAACCGAUUCGCCAAGUAAACGGAAAUCUAAACCAACCCCCGGAUGGACGAAAAGAACGACGAAUGGAUGAGACAACGAAUGUGAGAGGAGCGAAUGUAAAAUGAGAAAGAUGGAGAGAAACGCGGAUAUAUAUUAGUGAUUUUCCGAAUUAUUUAUUACAUUUCACGAUAUAAUCCCAUUAGGUAUCUUCGAUUGUGAUAGAUAGCUCGUCGGAGCCUCGUCUCUACCCUGGUAGCAAGUUGACACUAUUUGACGUCAAAAUGACGACAAAAUGACGUAGCUUGCUCCCAAGAUACCCACCCUCAUCCCCAUUUCCCGCUCCCGCGAGACGACGGUGCCCUUGUUCGUGUAUAAUGGCAUUUCUGUGAUUUUUUAAUUACGUUAUCCCGUCUUUAUACACGCAUGUCUCAAUGAAACUCGCGCCCGUGUCCGCGUGCUUAUUAUAGCGAGCGCGCGCUCGUACCGGCUAGAUUGAUCUCGU
Messenger RNA from Trachymyrmex cornetzi, 957 nucleotides. It is a transcript of the gene Qbp-1, whose product is annotated as Queen brain-selective protein-1. The record is from RefSeq and is a predicted model, not a curated record. Lineage: Eukaryota; Metazoa; Arthropoda; Insecta; Hymenoptera; Formicidae. The transcript has 3 exons. Bases 63 to 494 code for a protein of 143 amino acids.